ACUUCACCUACUGAGACGUCGCUGAAGAGUCAGUUGUCUGCAAAGAUUCCCGCGCGUACAAGUCGUCCUCGCGUUGCUUCGUAAUUUAUCAGCGCACGUCUCUACGAACUGAUCGAGGAUCAGCACUUGAAUUUUUUUUUUGUUAUUCACGGGUGUCCAUGUGCGAGCGCCGCACUAACAUAAAACUUCGAUGGAGAAUAACCUAAUAGGCCCUUUGGAAAUGCAGAGCUACUUGCAUAACUUUUUUUAUCACCAAUAUCGAAUGAAUUUUCAUUAUCAGCAACAAGACGGCGGCAUUUGGUCAGUGCUGAACAAUACAUAUGGUCCAAAACUACCGGACAGUGUUGAGGUAUACUUGGACAACAAAGAUCUUUGGGAUCAGUUUCACGCCGAGACGACCGAAAUGAUCAUUACCAAAACAGGAAGGCGCAUGUUCCCCUCGGUGCAGGUGCGAGUGGCGGGCCUGGAUCGGCGCUCGCGCUACUGCGUGCUCAUGGAGUUGGCCCAGGCGUCCUCGCGCCGUCACAAAUACGUCGGCGUAGGCGGAGACGCGAACGGCCGCCCCGGCCAGCGCAGGGGCUGGACGAUCGCGGGGCCCGCGGAGCAGCAGCCGCCGAUCGAGAGGCGCCUCUACAUCCAUCCGGACAGCCCUGCCAGUGGCGCCCACUGGAUGCUGCAUCCGCUCAACUUCAAUAAACUCAAGCUCACCAACAACGUCCUCGACGCCAACAAUAACAUCCUGCUAACGUCCAUGCAUAAAUACAACCCACGCAUCUGGAUCAUCCGUUGCGACAAUUUGGCAAAUCUACGCAGGGACAUUUACGAGAGCCCCUCGAAAAGUUACCUAUUUAAAGAAACGGAAUUCAUCGCAGUGACGGCUUACCAGAACGAGAACAUAACGAAGCUGAAGAUCGAUAACAAUCCGUUCGCCAAAGGAUUUCGCGAGACGGGCCAGUCGGCGUGCAAGCGCAAGAGGCGCCUGCAGAACGACGACCCGAGUAACAUGUCGGAAGGCGAAGAGGAAGGCAAUGUAUCGUCCGACUCGGACUCGACCGAGUCGGCGGCACCCAAGAGAGCGAGAAGCAGCGAGACCGAUGCCGAGAGCAAUUGCAGUGUGAGCAGCUCGGAUAGGGAUGCGGUCACGUCGCCGGACCUGCAGAGGGAAAAUACACGGCCGAGGUUGCACAGACCUUGGUGCGACAACGAAAACGAGGCUACUGUUGUGUCGGACAGUUUGAGAUGCGACAAGGCGAUUGAGCAGCAGCAAGCGCAGCUCAAUUUUCUGAACGAAGCGCACUCAGCACAGUAUCAUCUCAUGGCGUUCGAGUUGGCUAAGAUGCGACAGACUCCAUAGGAUUAUGCCUACGUUGCGCAGCACUUGGACUCGAAGAGAUAGAUUAUGGCUUUUUUUGUCAUUUUAUUGAACAUAGAUAUGAGCGAUUACUAUUCGUUAUUGCAUGAUAAUUUAUCGGACUUUUUUUCUUUAUAAAUUGACAUUUUGCUGGAAAUAAGAUUUGUCUUUUGUAUGAUACACCUCACACGUAUUAAUGAAAUGAGAAGCACACGUACGUUGGCUAGUUCGAACGUCGAGGUGAACGAGGAAUUAAUUUAAAAUUAAUUUCGUAAGUCCUGCCUUCGAGUUGUGUCGAAAUCAUUAGAAAUAUUGUCUUUCGGUCAUAUGAAGUAAACUUAUGUCCAGCGUCUUUUAUUAAUUGUAGAUAGUUUACUAAGUUAUAUCGUUUUAGAUUUAUAUAUUGUUAUCAAGUUCAACCGAAACAUUCAACGAAGCGUUAAAUUUUUUGAUAUUUGUGGUUAUGAAAUUUAUGGAAUUUCAUAUAACUUUGUUUAUUAUUCUUGUCAUUAAAUUCCUAAUUGUAUUUAACUGUCAUCAUAACAAUAAGCAGAUGUACGUGCCUUUCUAGUUUUUACAGUUUUAUACAUAUUCGUCGAAGACGAUUUGUUAAAGCAUAAGGAAUAAGAAUUAAGUAUCGUUACAUUUCUAUGUGACAACGUAUUAAUUGUAAAUAAAGAUGUGCGAGUGAUACGAGGAAAAAUAAAUGAGUGUCUCAGUUAAAAUGUACAAAACUUUAGCUACGUAAUCAUUCGAAUUUUAAUAAGUUACCUCUUGGCGUUCAUUGAAACAUGUUGGAUUAUAAUAAACAAUGUGUUCUGUGAAA
Molecule: messenger RNA, 2177 nt
Organism: Phymastichus coffea
Lineage: Eukaryota; Metazoa; Arthropoda; Insecta; Hymenoptera; Eulophidae
Product: T-box transcription factor TBX3-like
Exons: 5
Coding region: 191-1354 (387 amino acids)
Biological process (GO): cell fate specification; heart development; regulation of transcription by RNA polymerase II
Cellular component (GO): nucleus
Molecular function (GO): DNA-binding transcription factor activity, RNA polymerase II-specific; RNA polymerase II cis-regulatory region sequence-specific DNA binding
Source: RefSeq, a predicted model, not a curated record